Molecule: messenger RNA, 627 nt
Organism: Medicago truncatula (barrel medic)
Lineage: Eukaryota; Viridiplantae; Streptophyta; Magnoliopsida; Fabales; Fabaceae
Exons: 2
Coding region: 129-443 (104 amino acids)
Source: RefSeq, a predicted model, not a curated record
UAUAGCACAGGCUGCACAUCUGAUAUUUACUUGAUAUUGUGUACACUAGCCAGCAAUAGCAUUCACCUUAGACUGAUUCUCUAUCUUGUUUUUCUCCUCCAAUCCAUUCAAUACAAGAUCCACACAAAAUGAGUAUCCAUAAAGCAUAUACUAUUCUGAUGAGUUUGGAGUUGGGUUCAAUUGGAAUUAUGUAUCAAGUUGCAACCAUGGCUGACAUGAGCUUACCAACUACUAUGAUCAUAUUCCACUUUUCUGGUGUUAUUGGAUGUGAGACACUUCUUUGGAUUCUACUCCCUAAGUUCUGGAAUUGGUAUAUCAUCAAUCUAUUCCUUUUAAUGGUUAUUUCAUUAUGUUUCUUCAACUGCAUCCUUAAUAUCCCUAAGCUCUUCCGUUCAAAUGAUGCUCACCCUUCAAAUUUGGAACAACAAGAAGCUCAGGUUUAAGGCUUGAUUUGAUGGAUAACUUUUGAUUUCGUUUUUGUUUUUGUUUAAAUGUGAAAAAUGUAAUAGCACACAUGACUAGUGAGAAAAUAGAAAACACCUCUAAUAAAUGUUGAUGCUAUUUAACAAUUUUCUUUUUAUGAAGUUAGUUAGUGGUUGCAAUCAAUGUAUACGUCUUUUUGCAUAU